UAUUUCUUAAUUAAAUGGUAGCGACAUUCCAUGCCGGAAACCGCUAUCGGAAACACAUAAUCGAUACCGAUAUAUUAUUGGUAUUCCGUAAAUCGUCGUCCUGAUUUUAGUCGGAAUUAUUGUGUGGUCAAAUUAUGUGACAUCAGUGCGUAUAUUUAUUUACUGUACUAUUAAAAUAUUUGACGACCAUUUGAACAGUUAAAUUUAAUUAAAUUUAUCUGUGAUUUUUGUAUGUGUGUUAAUUACUAUACAUUUUGAAAUUAUCGUAUAUUUUUCUUUUCUAUUUUAUUUUGAAGAAUCAUUUUGGAUAAUAACUGCGUAUCAGGGAAGGGUUCGAAUUAUAAAGGGCUCAUACGGUUUUCGGAAUUUCCAAGUAUUAAAAGGAAAAAAAAAAACAGCAACAACCAAACAACAUAAGUCAUGGGCGACUUUGCGGCACACGUAUUUGAAGGGGCUCUGUUCCUAUGUAUUUCUUUAUGGUGGAUAUUCCAUGUGUUUCGACAAUACAUUCAGACGACACAAUCUGGAAAACAGUACAAAUCAUAUUUGUCAUAUCACGUGACAAUAAAGGGGAAACAAAUACCGUUCGAGUCUCUAUUUUUCAAAACGUUUUGUCCAUUUAUAGGUUUGGUGACAGAUCUUUUUAACGAGCACUGGACGUUUGUUGACAAGGAGAAUCAUUUUAUACACAUCGUAGGUCUUCAGCAUAUAGUUAUACAUUCAUUAUUUGUACUACAUGGCAUAUCAGACCUGAUGGAAUACUAUAAACUACCGGCGAUCAAGGGCAUGAAAUAUUUCACAUUUUCUAUGGCAUUAUUCUGGUUCAGCCUGGAGUUUUACUUCCAUAGUGACCCGAACAUGCACAAACCUCCGUUAGAAAAUGAAUUACAUAGACUUGGAAUUCCUCUGACGGCGUUAGCAGGACUGGCUGUUUUAGUGGAGUGUUACCAUAGGGAUUUGAUUCUGCCACAGAUAUUGCGCUGCCUCUGUACGCUAACCCUUGGGACCUGGUAUAUCUACUUGGCGAACGUGUUGUUUCUACCAACACCAUUUCCAGGUCGUCUUCACAACCCUGCUUGGGAUCAGCAUGAUGAAAGAAACGUUCAUUUUAUCGUAGCAGCGUUUGGUUUACAUCUUAUAUUCAAUAUGAUGUUCAUGAUGACGUCAUUUGUUGUGAUGUCAGUAUGCUACAAGGUGCCCUGUCUCGAGCGAUUGCUCGGUGGUCAGCGGAAAAACUAUCAUUAUUCUUCACUACAGAACUUUGACAACACUGAAACGGGCUUCAUGCCAGAGAAAGAUAGUUUGAUUCUAAAUGAAGUGUAAUAUUAUACACGUAGAUAUAUAUAAAACAAUAUUAGAAAUCUAGAUUUUUAAAAUGUUACAAAAAUAUUUCACGCAAAUUUCUGGAUAGAACUGUCUUAUUAAUGAUAGAGUUAUCUGUAUUGACGAUUUUCUUGGCAUUAAUCUGCAUAUUCAUGAAGAUUAAGGACGUUAUUGUAUCACUCAUCUUUCAUUAAUGAAGAUUAAGAACGUUAUUUUAUCGUUCAUCAUCACCCUUCUGUCUAUUUAUAAAUAUUAAGGACGCUAUUGUAUCACUCAUCUGUUCAUUUAUGAAGAUAAAGGACGCUUUUGUAUUGAUCAUUAUCACUCAUCUGUAUAUUUAUGAAGAUUCAGCACGCUAUUGUAUCACACAUCUGUCCAUUUAUGAAGAUAAAGGACGCUUUUGUAUUGAUCAUUAUCACUCAUCUGUAUAUUUAUGAAGAUUCAGCACGCUAUUGUAUCACUCAUCUGUCCAUUUAUGAAGAUAAAGGACGCUUUUGUAUUGAUCAUUAUCACUCAUCUGUAUAUUUAUGAAGAUUCAGCACGCUAUUGUAUCACUCCUUAUCACUCAUCUGUAUAUUUUAAAAGACGCUGUUGUAUCACUCAUCAUUACUAUAUUUUGGACGAAGAGCUAAUGUCCUCUUUAUUUCAAACCAUCAAAUUUUGUCAUUCAGACGUAGCUUUUGUUAAACCAAAUACAAUAAGGUGAUGUUAUUUAGACCCUGAAAGUGAAAACGAGGAACGACGGAGUACAAUAGUGAUUUGAUAUGGAUAUUUUGGACUCGGAAAAUAUAAUCUUGACAAGAUGGAGAACAACAGCGAUUUGAUAUGGAUUUUUUGGACUCUGGAAAUAAAAUCUAGACAAGAUUUAGAGCAGUAGCGCUGAUUUGAUAAUUGGACUCAAAAAGAAGUCAAACAAAAAUAAAAAAAAUGUCUCUGCAGAGGGGAUAGACCUGUAUUUUUACAUUUUUAAAAAUAUUUAUUAUUCUAAUAGCAUAAUUAAAUUUACAAGAUUGUUUUAUAUAAUGAUUUGUUGUGUACGUGGAUAUAUUUAUUGUAUGAAUGUCAUGGCUUUAUAAUUGGUAUUGUU
Ruditapes philippinarum (Manila clam) is the source of this 2410-nucleotide messenger RNA. RefSeq names its product transmembrane protein 45B-like. Bases 421 to 1323 code for a protein of 300 amino acids. The record is from RefSeq and is a predicted model, not a curated record. The transcript has 7 exons. Lineage: Eukaryota; Metazoa; Mollusca; Bivalvia; Venerida; Veneridae.